Saccostrea echinata is the source of this 349-nucleotide messenger RNA. RefSeq names its product big defensin-like. The transcript has 2 exons. The record is from RefSeq and is a predicted model, not a curated record. NCBI's taxonomy places the organism in Eukaryota, Metazoa, Mollusca, Bivalvia, Ostreida, Ostreidae. Bases 11 to 349 code for a protein of 112 amino acids.
CGUUAACAAUAUGGAUAAGAAGACCUCGCUAUGUCUGUUUUAUAUUGCUCUCUUGGUUCUUCCUGCCCCAAUCCUUGCUGAAGUUAAAGCUGAGAAAGAACGAGACAGGCGUCAAGCCAUAGCUUUACCACUGGCCUCUCUAGCGGGAACAUCAGUAGCAGCCCCUGUGUUUGCAGCCCUUCUCGCUAUUUAUGGUGCUUAUACAUUAGCAAAAUAUGGAAUACGUGUGCUCUCAGAUAAAGACAGCCACCCGUGUGGUAGAGGUUACUGCAGAAAAACAUGCCAAAAACAUGAGAGAAUUGACUGGGGUCUGACAACAGGCUGUGGUAACUAUUAUUGCUGUGUGUAG